UCCUCAUCUUGUUUUCCUUUGAAAGUAAAAGGAAAAAAAAGUAGCUAGAAGUACUUCAUUUAUCGAACUUGUGUGUAGCCAAGACCAGAAGUUCAUCAUCAUCAAAAGAGAGAUGGAGUUAGCAAGUAAAGCAAUAAACAUGGUGAACAGACUAAUCAACAACAACACUUUUAUCGACAUAUUCUUAGUGGGUUCUUUCGUGGCGCUUGGAGUAAGAUCGAUGAACCAGCAAAACCUUAUUGAAGCCCUAGAAGUCGAAAGAGAAGCUUUAAUUACCACCAAUAAAUCCAUCAAAAAAUCGAUGUGGGAUUGGAAGCAGCAACUUUACGCCGAUGCUUCUUCUCCUGACACCGCCAUUGUUCCUCUUUCUCGCCUCAAGGCCAUCUAUGGCGAAGUUGUCUCCGUCCCUUCUGCUCUGAAUUCAGAAAUUCAUGAUUGAAGUUCCAAUAUCAACAUGUGAGGCCGUGGGUGAAAGAUAAUCAAGUAAAGAUGCAGACAGAUGGUGUUAUUAAUGUUGAAGAUGCUUAAUCAAGGCAACAAUACAAUGAUGGGAAGGAAGCUUUUGACAUAUGUGUAAAUGGGCAGCGGCUUGUCUUCAGACUUAAAAUCUUAUGAUCAUUCCAAAGAAUAGUCGUUGCGAUGAAAUUUACGAAAUUACUUGCUAAUCUAUAACUAACAAACUCCCCUAAUAUAGUAAUAUGUGCAUAUUACAGUAAAAUGUUGGACUGGCCGUCAUGAAGGUUAAGUCAGAUUUGAAGUUUCCUUUCUUGCCUUGUACAUUUAGUCAGAUAUCUAGCACAUAUGGAGAAAAUAAACUGGCGGGUAUGGAUUAAUUUGUAUGCAAUGCAGUAGGAGGGGGGUGUCUGUGGAGUUGGAAACUUGUAGGUAGACCAUUACAGUAAAUCUUAUUAGAUGAUACAGUCAGUGGUGGUGUGCUAGCUUAGCCAUUUCUUACUUUCAAUUCUGUUAUAUGUUCAACUUUUGCAGUCGAGAUUUUGCUUAUUUGUUUUUUUUUU
Messenger RNA from Beta vulgaris subsp. vulgaris (sugar beet), 1016 nucleotides. RefSeq lists its product as hypothetical. The transcript has 2 exons. The record is from RefSeq and is a predicted model, not a curated record. Gene Ontology annotation, cellular component: mitochondrion. NCBI's taxonomy places the organism in Eukaryota, Viridiplantae, Streptophyta, Magnoliopsida, Caryophyllales, Amaranthaceae. The coding region runs from base 113 to 439 and encodes 108 amino acids.